Messenger RNA from Coregonus sp. 'balchen', 18388 nucleotides. Lineage: Eukaryota; Metazoa; Chordata; Actinopteri; Salmoniformes; Salmonidae. The record is from the annotation of a GenBank genome assembly.
AUGAUGGUGGCUCACCCUCGCCCCCUGUUGGUGAUGUUGCUGCAGCUGCUCCUCUCCUGCUUGCCCACCCUCGGCUACUCCUCCAACAGAUUCUUCUACCAAGACAUUCUCAACGGAAAUGGCAAUGGAGAGAGUAGGAGCAUACACUUAUGUUUUAUGAAUGAAGAGUUGAAAAUGAGUACAUGCCUUAGGUAGGGGCAAUGCAUCCACCUCCCAUGUAACAUACAUCUAAAUGUUUGUAAUUGAAAACGACAAUGAGCCUUUCUUAUUGAACAAGUCCAGGUAGUUCCUCCCUCUUUCAGUCCCUUGGUGCCUAAUGAACACGACCCAUAAAUGGCUUAUCAAUUCAACAUCUCAGAGGAGGUUGCACAGACCCAAAUGAAGUCGGACUAACUGCUGUUUCGUGUGUAUUCUCCCUUCUAGUCCACUUUAACGGUGUAAAGCUCCACGUGGACUCCUCCCAGCCCUCUGUGUUCGCUUUCCGGGGGAGUAACGCCACCCUAUCCUGCCGAUACUGGUACGAGCCAGAGUUGAGCUCCCCCAGGAGGGUGCGGGUGAAGUGGUCGUGGCUGCCCGUCGUGGGGGGCCAUGAGACGGACGUUCUGGUGGCCAUCGGGCCCCGCAUUCACAGCUUUGGGGAUUUCAGGUACUCUAGCUAUUCUUGAUGCAGACCCAUUCAUUCUAAAACCAUAUGAUCAUUUGUGUAUAUUGAGUGUUUGUGUUUCUAUUUCCAUACAGUAUUUCUUAAGCUCCUGCCUUAGAUUUUGAUACUUUAUAUUUCUAUACUGUAUUUCUUAUGCGCUCACCUUUAAUUGUUAUAAUUGUGUCACAAAUUCCUUGUAUUUCUUUUGCUGCAUUUUUUGUGAGCUGCGUUUUUGUGAAUUCAGGGCUUCCUCGCAAAAGAGAAACCUGUUGGAAAAUGGGAUUUCCCUGUAAAUAAAUAAAUAAAUAAAAAUAAGGCUUAGUUCACACUCGGCAGAGGUGGAAAAAGUACCCAAUUGUCAUACCUGAGUAAAAGUAAAGCUAUCUUAAUAGGAAAUGACUCAAGUAAAAUGUAAAGCCACCUAGUAAAAUACAUCCUGAGUAAAAGUCCAAAAGUAUCUGGUCUUAAAUGUACAUAAGUAUCAAAAGUCAAAUUAAAUGCUUUAAAUCAAUUUCCUUAUAUUAAUCAAAUCUGACAGUUAGAUUCUCUCUUAAAUGUACAGACAGCCAGGGGCACACUCCAAAACUCAGACACAAUUGACCAACGCAGCAUGAGUUUAGUCCACCAGAGCAGACACAGGGGGGUGAUGGUGUGUUAUCUUGAUAAGAGUGUGAAUUGGACCAUUUAGCUGUCCUGCCUGAGCAUUUCAAUGUAACAAGCACUUUGGGGUGUCAGGAAAAAUGUAUGGGAGUAAAAAGUAUAUACAGUGUAUUUUCUUUAGGAAUGUAGUGGAGUUAAAGUACAGAUGCCCCAAAAACUACGUAGGUAGUACUUCAAAGUAUUUUGAUUGAGUUACUUUACACCACUGACACUCUGGGCUGUAUAGAUGAGGAACAAUGCAUUUCACACAACUGCUGUGAUACAAUGGACAUUUUAGAGUUUGCCUGCACAAAAAUGUUUAUACAUCUGUUGAACACAUUGAAGAUAACAAAGUCAUCUAUUUAUCUCUCAGGGGCCGGGUGCGUCUCAGAGAGGACUCGCCAGGAGAUGCUUCGCUGGUCAUGACUGAACUCCAGCUCAAUGACACGGGACGUUACCGCUGUGAGGUCAUCGACGGGCUGGAGGACGAGAGCGCCACCGUCGAACUCGAGCUACGAGGUAAACUAUAUUAUAGUGCCGUGUAACAACUUCAUUUGUGAGUGAUCAUCCAGUCCCUCCCAUCACGACUGUAAUCACACACAUUAAAGGCGCAAUCUGCAAUAUUUACAGCUAUUAUGUGGUCAUUUAAAUGAAUGAUAUAUUAUAUAGCCUACCCAUUGAUUCUUGAAAAAUAUAAUGUAUGUGCUUAGUACUGUUCAACUGCCUUACCCCAUCUUAUUGAUCUCAUGUACUGUCAUGCACUACAUCUAUAGUUCCCUCUAUGAAUUUAAGUGUUACAUUGGUCCAGCCCCAUCCCUCAGCUUUAACUAAGUUAGGCUAACCAAGUAAGGCUGCUGUUUGGCUGACAAACAAAUGAAGGAUUGUGCCUUUAAAGUCAUUGCAUAUCCCUUGCUCCCCUCCAGGUGUGGUGUUUCCCUACCAGCCUCCUCACGGCCGCUACAACCUGACCUACCAUGAUGCCCAGCAAGUCUGUGGGGAGCAGGACUCCACUCUGGCCACCUUCGAGCAGCUGUUCCAGGCCUGGGAGGAGGGGCUGGACUGGUGCAACGCAGGCUGGCUGGCUGAUGGGACAGUGCAGUACCCCAUCACCAAGCCCCGGAGCCCCUGUGGGGGGCUGGGCCUCGCCCCCGGGGUUAGGAGCUACGGUAGACGCCACCGCCACCUCCACCGAUACGACGUCUUCUGUUUCUCCUCCUCCCUCCGAGGUGAGACACACUACACAGGCACACACACCAUACAGGUACACACACUAUACAGGCACACACACCAUACAGGUACACACACUACACAGGCACACACACCAUACAGGCACACACACUAUACAGGUACACACACUAUACAGGCACACACACUAUACAGGUACACACACUAUACAGGUACACACACUAUACAGGUACACACACUAUACAGGUACACACACUAUACAGGUACACACACUACACAGGCACACACACCAUACAGGUACACACACUACACAGGCACACACACCAUACAGGUACACACACUACACAGGCACACACACUACACAGGUACACACACUAUACAGGCACACACACUAUACAGGUACACACACUAUACAGGUACACACACUAUACAGGUACACACACUAUACAGGUACACACACUAUACAGGUACACACACUAUACAGGUACACACACUACACAGGCACACACACACUACACAGGCACACACACUAUACAGGCACACACACUAUACAGGUACACACACCAUACAGGUACACACACUAUACAGGAACACACACUAUACAGGCACACACACUAUACAGGUACACACACUAUACAGGUACACACACUAUACAGGCACACACACUAUACAGGUACACACCAUACAGGCACACACACUAUACAGGCACACACGCUAUACAGGUACACACACUAUACAGGCACACACACUAUACAGGCACACACACUAUACAGGUACACACACUAUACAGGCACACACACUAUACAGGUACACACACUAUACAGGUACACACACUAUACAGGCACACACACUAUACAGGCACACACACUAUACAGGCACACACACUAUACAGGUACACACACUACACAGGCACACACAUUAUACAGGUACACACACUACACAGGUACACACACACUAUACAGGUACACACUACACAGGUACACACACUAUACAGGCACACACACUAUACAGGUACACACACUAUACAGGCACACACACUAUACAGGCACACACACUAUACAGGUACACACACUACACAGGCACACACACUAUACAGGCACACACACUAUACAGGCACACACACUAUACAGGUACACACACUACACAGGCACACACACUAUACAGGCACACACACUAUACAGGCACACACACUAUACAGGCACACACACUAUACAGGCACACACACUAUACAGGCACACACACUAUACAGGCACACACACUAUAGAGGUACACACACUAUACAGGUACACACAUUAUACAGGUACACACACUACACAGGUACACACACUACACAGGCACACACAUUAUACAGGUACACACACUACACAGGUACACACACACUAUACAGGUACACACUACACAGGUACACACUACACAGGCACAGAUAUAGAGAUAGUUUACCCUACAACUAGAGUCAAGCACAGUACAUUCCAGUGCCUUGCAAAAUAUUAAUCCCCCUUGGCAUUUUUCCUAUUUUGUGGCAUUACAACCUGUAAUUUAAAUUGAUUUUCAUUUGGAUUUCAUGUAAUGGACAUACACAAAAUAGUCCAAAUUGGUGAAGUGAAAUGAAAAAAAUUACUUGUUUCAAAACAUUCAAAAAAAUUAAUAACGGAAAAGUGGUGCAUGCACAUGUAUUCACCCCCUUUGCUAUGAAGCCCUUAAAUAAGAUCUGGUGCAACCAAUUACCUUCAGAAGUCACAUAAUUAGUUAAAUAAAGUCCACAUGUGUGCAAUCUAAGUGUCACAUGAUCUGUCACAUGAUCUCAGUAUAUAUACACCUGUUCUGAAAGGCCCCAGAGUCUGCAACACCUUUAAGCAAGGGGAACCACCAAGCAAGCGGCACCAUGAAGACCAAGGAGCUCUCCAAACAGGUCAGGGACAAAGUUGUGGAGAAGUACAGAUCAGGGUUGGGUUAUAAAAAAAUAUCAGAAACUUUGAACAUCCCACGGAGCACCAUUAAAUCCAUUAUUUAAAAAAUUGAAAGAAUAUGGCACCACAACAAACCUGCCAAGAGAGGGCCGCCCAACAAAACUCACGGACCAGGCAAGGAGGGCAUUAAUCAGAGAGGCAACAAAGAGACCAAAGAUAACCCUGAAGGAGCUGCAAAGCUUCACAGCAGAGAUUGGAGUAUCUGUCCAUAGGACCACUUUAAGCCGUACACUCCACAGAGCUGGGCUUUACGGAAGAGUGGCCAGAAAAAAGCCAUUGCUUAAAAAAAAAAAUAAGCACACAUGUUUGGUGUUCUCCAAAAGGCAUUUGGGAGACUCCCCAAACAUAUGGAAGAAGGUACUCUGGUCAGAUGAGACUACAAUUGAGCUUUUUGGCCAUCAAGAAAAACGCAAUGUCUGGCGCAAACCCAACACCUCUCAUCACCCCAAGAACACCAUCCCCACAGUCUUUUUCAGUCUUCCAGAGAUUUGAGACUGGGACGGAGGUUCACCUUCCAGCAGGACAAUGACCCUAAGCAUACUGCUAAAGCAACACUUGAGUGGUUUAAGGGGAAAUAUUUAAAUGUCUUGGAAUGGCCUAGUCAAAGCCCAGACCUCAAUCCAAUUGAGAAUCUGUGGUAUGACUUAAAGAUUGCUGUACACCAGCGGAACCCAUCCAACUUGAAGGAGCUGGAGCAGUUUUGCCUUGAAGAGUGGGCAAAAAUCCCAGUGGCUAGAUGUGCCAAGCUUAUAGAGACAUACCCCAAGAGACUUGCAGCUGUAAAUGCUGCAAAAGGUGGCUCUACAAAGUAUUGACUUUGGGGGGGUGAAUAGUUAUGCACGCUCAAGUUUUCAGUUUUUUUCUCUUACUUCUUGUUUGUUUCACAAUAAAACAUAUUUUGCAUCUUCAAAGUGGUAGGCAUGUUGUGUAAAUCAAAUGAUACAACCCCCCCCAAAAAAUCAAUUUUAUUUCCAGGUUGUAAGGCAACAAAAUAGGAAAAAUGCCAAGGGGGGUGAAUACUUUCACAAGCCACUCUAUUGUGUACUGUCACGCCCUGACUCAGGGGACGUUUAUUUGUUGAGUCAGGGUGUGUAUAUUCCGUGUUGUGUUGUUUCUAUGGUGUAGUAUCUGGUAUGUCUAUUUCUAUGUUGGCCGGGGUGGUUCCCAAUCAGAGGCAGCUGUCGCUCGUUGUCUCUGAUUGGGGACCAUACUUAGGUAGCCUUUUGGCACCUGUUAGUUGUGGGAUCUUGUUCCGUAUAGGUUUGUUGUGUGUACCUUAAGACUUCACGUAUCGUUUGUUUGUUGUUUUGUCGUGUUUGCACAGUUGUAAUAAACAUGUACGCUUAUCACGCUGCGCCUUGGUCCGUCUCGUCCGUAAACGAUCGUGACAGAAGAUCCCACCAAACAAGGACCAAGCAGCGUGUCCAGGAGCAGACAGCCUGGACCUGGGAGGAGAUCCUGGACGGGAAGGGAUCCUGGACUUGGGAGGAGAUUCAGGCCGGAAUGGAUCGCCGUCCUUGGGAGGAGACAGUGGAGGCGCGCUAUAGAGAGGAGCAGCGGCAACGCAGAAGGUGCCGGCCGAGGAGGAAGCCCGAGAGACAGCCCCAAUAAAAAAAUUUGAGGGGGCUAAAAGGGUGGUUGGCGGAGCCUAGUGUUAGAGCAGAGCCAACUCCCCGUACUCAUGCAAGGAAGCGUGUGACUGGGCAGGCUGUCCGGGAAGGAGAGGGGAAGCAGCGCGCCGAGGUCCAGACCAAACCAGGGGCGCAACAGGAAGGUGGAGAGAAAGUGGUGGUCACGCCCGGAGCCGGAUCCGCCUCCGAGGCGGAAUGCCUACCCGGCCCCUACCCUGUUAUGUUUAUGUGGCGCGGUCGGAGUCCGCACCUUUGGGCGGGGGUACUGUCACGCCCUGACUCAGGGGACAUUUAUUUGUUGAGUCAGGGUGUGUAUAUUCCGUGUUUCUUUGUUUCUAUGGUGUAGUAUCUGGUAUGUCUAUUUCUAUGUUGGCCGGGGUGGUUCCCAAUCAGAGGCAGCUGUCGCUCGUUGUCUCUUAGGUAGCCUUUUGGCACCUGUUAGUUGUGGGAUCUUGUUCCGUAUAGGUUUGUUGUGUGUACCUUAAGACUUCACGUAUCGUUUGUUUGUUAUUUUGUCGUGUUUACACAGUUGUAAUAAACAUGUACGCUUAUCACGCUGCGCCUUGGUCCGUCUCGUCCGUAAACGAUCGUGACAUGUACAUUCUGUUAUAUGCAUUUGAAGACAUCUGCAAUUGACUCCUACUGUAACUUUCAUUUUGUGGUGAACUUUCAGUGAAUUGAUCACCUUAUACACCUCUGGUCUCUGCCAUGUCCUCUUCUCCAGGGAAGGUCUACUACCUCCAGCACCCCCACAAGCUCAACCUCACUGAGGCCCAGCAGGCGUGCUUCGACGACGGGGCCCAGAUAGCCAAGGUGGGCCAGCUCUACGCCGCCUGGAGGUUCAUGGGCCUGGACCGCUGUGACGCCGGAUGGCUCGCUGACGGGAGCCUGCGCUACCCCAUCACCAACCCCCGCCGCAACUGUGGCCCCAUGGAACCAGGGGUGCGCAGCUUUGGGUUUGCCCCACCACACCACAAGCACGGAGUGUACUGCUACAGUGCAGGUACGCGGUGCAUCUGAUAUACGUGGUAAAAGUACAUACUACCCUUAGGUCAUACCAUUUACAUCUCUCGUAGUAGGUAGGGGAACAAACCAAAAUCCACAAAUGAAUAGGUUGUUGACACGCAUAGAAAUUCAAGAUGCUAUGGUGAGAAGGCUGUGUUAUGAUGUAAAGUGGUGGUAUGGUGUGUGAGGGCCUCUACUGUGGUCAAGGCUUGACAAAAAAUAAUAAUACUGGGAUACGAUACCCUGUUGGUUAUGUUUCAGGGUUAUAGUCCUCCCUAGUCUGUCAGCCUCCCUUGUGAUUUAGACAAGCAGGUUAGCAACACCAUGGUGAACAACAUGAGUGUUCCACACAGGGUUAGCCACUCACUGUAACAAAAGGAACAUUUUGUUCAAUGACUUCUCCCUGGAUUGGGAUGUCCUUGCUCUUUAUGUUAAAGGGUAUAUUUUUUUACAGAUUUUUUACCUCAUAUCCAUUAUAUCUAGCACCAUAACAGUCUACAAAUGUGAAAAUGGCACGUUUCUAUGUUUUGUAGUCAAAAAGAUGGAAGAAAAGGUUGUAAGAAAAUUACUCCCAGUGAUGUCAUCUGUAAUUUUCAAAUAUACAAUGACUUUCCAGUCUUCGAAAAUCAUUGUUUUAAUUUGAAAAUGACAUCAACGGGGGUAAUUUCCUCAGAACCUUUUCUUCUAACUUGUUGACUACAAAAACAUUUUCACAUAUGCAGACACUCGUAUGGUGCUGGAUGUAAUGAAUAUGAGGUUAAACUGUGAAGUGUUCCUUGAAUUACUCUGACUGAUCCUCUAAUGUCAUGUAUGAAUAUUAUACUUAAUAAUAAUAAUAUUAAUAUUUUUGACCAAUAAUUCUGGACCCACCUAAAUCUUGCUGUAGCCUAUAAUGUGAUCCAUCACUAAGUAUGAAUGAACCUGUAUUUAAACUCUGACCUCAGCUUCAACUGCAAUAUUAUACAUAUUGUUAUUUAUACUUCAUGUAUUGUAUUUAUCUACUGUACUCUCUUUGUAAACAUAUUUGUGUAUGACAUAGGAGCUGAGCUCAGAAUUAAUAACUAAUUAAUUGAUUAUCAAAGAAAACCAGUACUGUGAUGAUUUAUAAGCUGUUAUUAUGUUUAUCUCGAAAGCAAGUACUUAUCUUUCAUACUGUAUGGCCUGUACCUCACUUGGUUGGUUGGUUUGAUUAUGUAGGUGGUGGGUUUUAACAUGGUUUUAGAUGAUAACAGACACAUAUACUAACUUAUUUUUGUAAAAUAAAUAGUCAACAUUUUGAUUAAUGUGUUAAUGAUUUUGCUUACUUUGAAGGCAUGCUUGGUUUGUUUGUGUUUUUAUAACAUUCAGUUCAAUUCAAACAUUAAUUAAAUCCUUGCACAUGUACCAGGCUUCACUGUGCUGCAUAGCAGUGUUGCUUCCUCGCUCACAACAUCCUUACCAGUACUUGAUCUUGUGCCCUCUGCCUCGCCAACACACGUGCCCACCCUGCCUGACAACGUACUAACCAGUUGCGCCACUAAAAAAAUAUCAAAUUCAAUGGCACUAUUGGCGACAUUUCAAGCUGCGGAUUGAGUUUACAGCAUGGUCUUAUCUCCGUUACACUGGUGGGAGGAGCUAUAGGAGGACGGGCUCAUUGUAAUGUCUGACUCACACACAACCCUAACAAUUUCUGGGUCUGAAACCUUUGUGGAAUGUUAUGUUUUACUGUUCUCCUUACAUGAAAGUGUCCCGUUUUUUGUGAGUUUCGGCAAUGUUUCAUUUAUGUCAAUGAGCACAUCACCAGAUUAUAAUUAGCAUGUUUUGCCGUGAAGUUUUUAACAGGUUCAGAAAAACAUAAAGGCUGGGAUUCAAUCCAUUCAUGGGUUAUGUCUAUUGGGCAUAUGUUAAGGCAAAGUUCCCUCGUUCGCGAAGACCCCAUUCACGGUAAACACUGCAUAUGUCGGCUCAAUAAGAAAUUGCCUUUAAAAAGCACCUAUGCCUAUUACCCAGGAUAGGAUCCUGGUCUAACACUUAGUGUCCUGCUCUACUUCUGCCUCCAUCUGUUCAAGCAUUGCAACACUGCUAUUAACAACAUUGAAUACAUGAUUACACUGCGGCUGCGCAUCUUCACUCAUACGCUACUCACUUUUCAAUGUUAACUCCCCCGGGAUUUGAAUUUGCAACCUCAAAUAAAACAGAAUUGUAUUUGUCACAUAAUCUGAAUACAACAGGUGUAGACCUUAACGUGAAAUGCUUACUUACGGGCCCUUAACCAACAAUGCAGAGUUUUUAAAAAAGUAAGUAAGAAACAUUUGCUCAAUAAACUAAAGGAACAAUAGUAACACAAUAAAAGAACAAUAACAAGGCUGUAUACAAGGGGUAUCGGUACCGAGUCAAUGUGCAGGGGUACGGGGUAGUUGAAGUAAUUGAGGUAAUAUGUACAUGUAGCUAGGGGUAAAGUGACUACACAUAGAUAAUAAACAGAGAGCAGUAGCAGCGUAUGUGAAGUGUGUGUGUGGGGGGGGGGGGACAAGAAGUCCCCACAAGAAUAGUAAACCAAGAGAAAAAUGACCAACUGGGGACAUUUUGUUGGUCCUCACGAGGUCACAUGCUAUUUCUAGGGAGUGUAUGUUUAAGGUUAGAAUUAGUGUUAGGGUUAGAAUUAGGGUUAGGGUUAGGAGAUCGGGAUAGUUUUAGGUUUAGGAUUAAGGUUAGGUUUUUGAGUUAGGGUUAAGGUUAAGGUUAAGGUUAAGGUUAAGGUUAGGGUUAGGGUAAGGGUACGGGUACGGGUUAGGGUUAGGUUUAGGGUUAGUGGUUAGGGAAAAUAGUAUUUUCAAUGGAACUGAAUUGUAUGUCCCCACAAGGUUAGCUGUACAAGAUUGUGUGUGUGUGUGUUGGAGUGUCAGUGUAGUAGUAUGUGUGAGUGUGAGGUUAGAGUCUUGGCCGGGAGUGCGUUGAUGUUUCUGCAGUGCCACCAGGUCUUCAGCUUCAGACCUGGUUUGUGUUUGAAUUCUUCAAUCUUGAUUAUUCUCUUGAACUAAAUAAUGUUCUCAUGAGCUGGGAAUUUUGUUUGAAAUGUCAGAUAAAGCAUCUGUGGCUGAUACUGUUAUCACACUUCUGCAUACAUAGUUUUUUGUGUACAGGAAAUGCUAUUAUCAUGCACAUAUGAGCUAGUAACAUAGCAUAGCGUAUGUUGUAUAACAUAAUAGAUGAGCAUAGCUAUUCAUAGUUGGCAUUCACUGGUUGAGGUUGAAACACCUUUUGAGUGUAAUGGAGUUCACUGGUGACAAUGACAUAAAUAUAUUCAUCACAACAUUCGGACAGGAGCUAUAAUCCAGUUAUAACGCUUUUUCAAAUGUUAUAUAUGUGUAUAUACAGUUGAAGUCGGAUGUUUACAUACACCUUAGCCAAAUAAAUUUAAACUCAGUUUUUCACAAUUCCUGACAUUUAAUCCUAGUAAAGAUUCACUGUCUUAGGUCAGUCAGGAUCACCACUUUAUUUUAAGAAUGUGAAAUGUCAGAAUAAUAGUAGAGAGAAUGAUUUAUUUCAGCUUUUAUUUAUUUCAUCACAUUCCCAGUGGGUCAGAAGUUUACAUACACUCAAUUUGUAUUUGGUAGCAUUGCCUUUAAAUUGUUUAACUUGGGUCAAACGUUUCGGGUAGCCUUCUACAAGCUUCCCACAAUAAGUUGGGUGAAUUCUGGCCCAUUCCUCCUGACAGAGCUGGUGUAACUGAGUCAGGUUUAUAGGCCUCCUUGCUCACACACGCUUUUUCAGUACUGCCCACACAUUUUCUAUAGGCUUGAAGUCAGGGCUUUGUGAUGGCCACUCCAAUACCUUGACUUUGUUGUCCUUAAGCCAUUUUGCCACAACUUUGGAAGUAUGCUUGGGGUCAUUGUCCAUUUGGAAGACCCAUUUGCGACCAAGCUUUAACUUCCUGACUGAUGUCUUGAGAUGUUGCUUCAAUAUAUCCACAUAAUUGUCCUUCCUCAUGAUGCCAUCUAUUUUGUGAAGUGCACCAGUCCCUCCUGCAGCAAAGCACCCCCACAGCAUGAUGCUGCCACCCCCGUGCUUCACGGUUGGGAUGGUGUUCUUCGGCUUGCAAGCAUCCCCCUUUUUCCUCCAAACAUACAAUGGUCAUUAUGGCCAAACAGUUCUAUUUUUGUUUCAUCAGACCAGAGGACAUUUCUCCAAAAAGUACGAUCUUUGUCCCCAUGUGCAGUUGCAAACCGUAGUCUGGCUUUUUUAUGGCGGUUUUGGAGCAGUGGCUUCUUCCUUGCUGAGCGGCCUUUCAGGUUAUGUCGAUAUAAGACUCUUUUUACUGUGGAUAUAGAUACUUUUGUACCUGUUUCCUCCAGCAUCUUCACAAGGUCCUUUGCUGUUGUUCUGGGAUUUAUUUAUUUUGAUUUUCCCAUGAUGUCAAGCAAAGAGGCACUGCGUUUGAAGGUAGGCCUUGAAAUAAAUCCACAGGUACACCUCCAAUUGACUCAAAUGAUGUCAAUUAGCCUAUCAGAAGCUUCUAAAGCCAUAACAUCAUUUUCUGGAAUUUUCCAAGCUGUUUAAAAGCACAGUCAACUUAGUGUAUGUAAACUUCUGACCCACUGGAAUUGUAAUACAGUGAAUUAUAAGUGAAAUAAUAAUAAUAAUAAUAAUAAUAAUCUGUCUGUAAACAAUUGUUGGAAAAAUUACUUGUGUCAUGCACAAAGUAGAUGUCCUAACUGACUUGCCAAAACUAUAGUUUGUUAACAAGAAAUUUGUGGAGUGGUUGAAAAACAGGUUUUAAUGACUCCAACCUAAGUGUAUGUAAACCUCAGACUUCAACUGUACACUAAAAUAAAAAAAAGGGAACACUAAAAUAACACAUCCUAGAUCUGAAUGAAUGAAAUAAUCUCAUUAAAUACUUUUUUCUUUACAUAGUUGAAUGUGCUGACAACAAAAUCACACAAAAAUGAUCAAUGGAAAUCAAAUGUAUCAACCCAUGGAGGUCUGGAUUUGGAGUCACCCUCAAAAUUAAAGUGGAAAACCACACUACAGGCUGAUCCAACUUUGAUGUAAUGUGCUUAAAACAAGUCAAAAUGAGGCUCAGUAGUGUGUGUGGCCUCCACGUGCCUGUAUGACCUCCCUACAACGCCUGGGCAUGCUCCUGAUGAGGUGGCGGAUGGUCUCCUGAGGGAUCUCCUCCCAGACCUGGACUAAAGCAUCCACCAACUCCUGGACAGUCUGUGGUGCAACGUGGCGUUGGUGGAUGGAGCGAGACAUGAUGUCCCAGAUGUGCUCAAUUGGAUUCAGGUCUGGGGAACGGGCGGGCCAGUCCAUAGCAUCAAUGCCUUCCUCUUGCAGGAACUGCUGACACACUCCAGCCACAUGAGGUCUAGCAUUGUCUUGCAUUAGGAGGAACCCAGGGCCAACCGCACCAGCAUAUGGUCUCACAAGGGGUCUGAGGAUCUCAUCUCGGUACCUAAUGGCAGUCAGGCUACCUCUGGCGAGCACAUGGAGGGCUGUGCGGCCCCCCAAAGAAAUGCCACCCCACACCAGCAGGCAGCAGAACGUUCUCCACGGCGUCUCCAGACUCUGUCACGUCUGUCACGUGCUCAGUAUGAACCUGCUUUAAUCUGUGAAGAGCACAGGGCGCCAGUGGCGAAUUUGCCAAUCUUGGUGUUCUCUGGCAAAUGCCAAACGUCCUGCACGGUGUUGGGCUGUAAGCACAACCCCGACCUGUGGACGUCGGGCUCUCAUACCACCCUCAUGGAGUCUGUUUCUGAUCGUUUGAGCAGACACAUGCACAUUUGUGGCCUGCUGGAGGUCAUUUUGCAGGGCUCUGGCAGUGCUCCUGCUGCUCCUCCUUGCACAAAGGCGGAGGUAGCAGUCCUGCUGCUGGGUUGUUGCCCUCCUACAGCCUCCUCCACGUCUCCUGAUGUACUGGCCUGUCUCCUGGUAGCGCCUCCAUGCUCUGGACGCUACGCUGACAGACACAGCAAACCUUCUUGCCACAGCUCGCAUUGAUGUGCCGUCCUGGAUGAGCUGCACUACCUGAGCCACUUGUGUGGGUUGUAGACUCCGUCUCAUGCUACCACUAGAGUGAAAGCACCGCCAGUAUUCAAAAGUGACCAAAACAUCAGCCAGGAAGCAUAGGAACUGAGAAGUGGUCUGUGUUCACCACCUGCAAAACCAGUCCUUUAUUGGGGGUGUCUUGCUAAUUCCCUAUAAUUUCCACCUGUUGUCUAUUCCAUUUGCACAACAGCAUGUGAAAUGUAUUGUCAAUCAGUGUUGCUUCCUAAGUGGACAGUUUGAUUUCACAGAAGUGUGAUUGACUUGGAGUUACUUUUUUGAGCAGUGUAUAUACAUACAGUUGAAGUCGGAAGUUAAAGCUUGGUCGCAAAUGGGUCUUCCAAAUGGACAAUGACCCCAAGCAUACUUCCAAAGUUGUGGCAAAAUGGCUUAAGGACAACAAAGUCAAGGUAUUGGAGUGGCCAUCACAAAGCCCUGACCUCAAUCCUAUAGAAAAUGUGUGGGCAGAACUGAAAAAGCGUGUGCGAGCAAGGAGGCCUACAAACCUGACUCAGUUACACCAGCUCUGUCAGGAGGAAUGGGCCAAAAUUCACCCAACUUAUUGUGGGAAGCUUGUGGAAGGCUACCUGAAACGUUUGACCCAAGUUAAACAAUUUAAAGGCAAUGCUACCAAAUACAAAUUGAGUGUAUGUAAACUUCUGACCCACUGGGAAUGUGAUGAAAUAAAUCAAAGCUGAAAUAAAUCAUUCUCUCUACUAUUAUUCUGACAUUUCACAUUCUUAAAAUAAAGUGGUGAUCCUAACUGACCUGAGACAGGGCAUUUUUACUAGGAUUAAAUGUCAGGAAUUGUGAAAAAAAAAACUGAGUUUAAAUGUAUUUGGCUAAGGUGUAUGUAAACUUCCGACUUCACCUGUAUAUAUAUAUAUAAACAGUACCAGUCAAAAGUUUCACUGUUUUGGUUACUACAUGAUUCCAUUUGUGUUAUUUCAUAGUUUUGAUGUCUUCACUAUUAUUCUACAAUGUAGAAUAUAGUAAAAAUAAAGAAAAACACUUGAAUGAGUAGGUGUGUCCAAACUUUUGACUGGUAGUGCAUAUGUAUGUGUAUAUAUGUACAUGUGUCUUUAUUACUUGAAUUCAGGCUAAUUUGAACCGUUUUCUAUGGCAAUAGUUUGGUCUGUACCCCAGUUCCAGAAUGUUAUUUGAAAACCCUGGAUAAGUAUCAAUGGUGGUGUUCAUGCCUGACCACAUACUGUAGGAGACGCAUGCCAGAUCUCGCCUGGAUAGGUGUUUAACAGAUGAGCUAACCAGAUCAAAUGAUAUAGCUUAACAAAAUGUGACGUUUCAUGCCGUUCACGUGGGGAUGUAAAAAUCUGCUGUUGGCGCCUAUUCAAAUUAGCCCACGCUUGCCUUGUUAAAUCUUGUUCGUUCUCUUACACUAAAUACCAUGACUGUUUUCUCAUUAGCUGGGAAUGUUUGAAAUGUCCAAUAAUUUUGCUGAUAUCGAUAUCAACCUACUCCAAAUCCUUUAGAAAUGUACAUUUUUGUGUGCAUGGUAUGCUAUUAGCAUGCUAACACUCAUUAAGACAGACUGAUAGCAUAGCUAGCCAUCGCAAUCAUUCACUGGUUGAAGUUGAAGUUACUUUGAUUGUAAUGGAGUUGACUGGUGACUAUGAUAUUCAUUCAUUCACAACAUUUGGACAGGAGCUAUAAUGCAGUUAUAACACAAUAUAUUUUUUUUAUUAUGUGUGUCGUUAUUGCUUGAAUUCAGGGUAAGUUUAACUGUUUUUUCAAUGUGGAAAGAUUGAUGCAUACCGCAGUUCCGGAAUUUCAGUUGAAACUCCCAGAUCAGUAGUGAUAAGCCAUAGGGCGCGUUCUAUUGGUAAGGCUAAAGCAACUGACUAUAGACGAAAGUUGGCGAGUGAAGUCGUGGGAGGUGCAUCUGCACAGCAGAAAGUCAGACGCUGUUAUGAUUUUCCAACAGCAAGGCUCAGAUCAACAUGGCAGUGUUGCCAUUGUUUAUAAAAGUUUUCUUUAUAAUGUCGAAAUUAACAUGUCUCCAACCCCCAUAUCAUACAUUCACAAACUGAAAUCGUAUGUGUAUACAUUGUACAAUCAAUUAGUGAGGGAGAGCCUCAAAUAACCCCUUCAUUUGUAAACAGUGCAUUCUGAAAGUAUUCAGAGCUCCUUCCUUUUUCCACAUUUUGUUACGUUACAGACAUAUUCUAAAAUUGAUUAAAUAAAACAUUUUCCUCAUCAAUAUACACACAAUACACCAUAAUGACAAAGUGAAAAGAGGUUUUCAGACAUCUUUGCACAUUUAUUAAAGAUAAAAAACAGAAAUACCUUAUUUCCAUAAGUAUUCAGACCAUUUGCUAUGAGACUCGAAAUUGAGCUCAGGUGCAUCCUGUUUCCAUUGAUCAUCCUUGAGAUGUUUCUACAACUUAAUUGGAGUCCACCUGUGGUAAAUUCAAUUGAUUGGACAUGAUUUGGAAAGGCACACACCUGUCUAUAUAAGGUCCCACAGUUGACAGUGCAUGUCAGAGCAAAAACCAAGCCAUGAGUUCAAAGGAAUUGUCUGUAUAGCUCCGAGACAGGAUUGUGUCCAGGCACAGAUCUGGGGAAGGGUACCAAAAAAUGUCUGCAGCAUGGAAGGUCCCCAAGAACACAGUGGCCUCCAUGAUUCUUAAAUGGAAGAAGUUUGGAACCACCAAGACUCUUCCUAGAGCUGGCCAAACUGAGCAAUCUGAGGGAGAAGGGCAUUGGUCAGGGAGGUGACCAAGAACCCGAUGGUCACUCUGACAGAGCUCCAUAGUUCCUCUGUGGAGAUGGGAGAAUCUUCCAGAAGGAAAACAUCUCUGUAGCACUCCACCAAUCAGGCCUUAAUGGCAGAGUGGCCAGACGGAAGCCACUCCUCAGUAAAAGGCACAUGACAGCCCCCUUGGAGUUUGCCAAAAGGCACCUAAAGGACUCUCAGACCAUGAAAGAUGAACAGAGCAAAGUACAGAGAGAUCCUUGAUGAAAACCUGCUCCAGAGCGUUCAGGACCUCAGACUGGGGCGAAGGUUCACCUUCCAACAGGACAACGAUCCUAAGCACACAGCCAAGACAACGCAGGAGUGGCUUCGGGACAAACCUCUGAAUGUCCUUGAGUGGCCCAGCCAGAGCCCGGACUUGAAACCAAUCGAACAUCUCUGGAAAGACCUAAAAAUAGUUGUGCAGCGACGCUCCCCAUCCAACCUGACAGAGCUUGAGUGGAUCUGCAGAGAAGAAUGGGAGAAACUUCCCAAAUACACGUGUGUCAAGCUUGUAGCGUCAUACCCAAAAAGACUUGAGGCUGUAAUCGCUGCCAAAGGUACUUCAACAAAGUAUUGAGUAAAGGGUCUGAAUACAUAUGUAAAUGUAAUAUACAACUGCCUUACCCCAUCACAAACCCCAAAUAUAAUGUUGUUUACGCUAUUGUUUGUAAAGCUUCUAAACAUGGUUAAAACUAUCAUUUAGAUCUCAUGGACUGUCUGCCUUUGCACCAUGUGGUUAAUUUUCUUCCAGCCCUAUCCCUCAGCUUUAUUGCAAUUCCAGUGGCAGGGCUGUUGUUUGGAUGAAUUACAUUACAGUCAUUGCAUAUCCCUUGCUCCCCUCCCCUCCAGUUGUGGUGUUUCCCUACCAGUCUCCUCACGGCCGCUACAACCUGACCUACCAUGAUGCCCAGCAAGUCUGCGAGGAGCAGGACUCCACUCUGGCCACCUUCGAGCAGCUGUUGCAGGCCUGGGAGGAGGGUCUGAACUGGUGCAACGCAGGCUGGCUGGCUGACGGGACAGUGCAGUACCCCAUCACCAAGCCCCGGAGCCCCUGUGGGGGGCUGGGCCUCGCCCCCGGGGUAAGGAGUUAUGGUAGACGCCACCGCCACCUCCACCGCUACGACGUCUUCUGCUCCUCCUCCCCCCUCCGAGGUGAGACACUUUUCUACUUCUGAACAUUCCAUGGGGAAGAUACACACUGUGUAAUUAGAUUAUACACUCUCAGAUAAACACUGUGUAAUCAGUUGAUACAAUCUCAGAUAAACAUGGUGUAAUUAGAUGAAACAAUCUCAGAUAAACACUGUGUAAUUAAAUGAUACAAUCUCAGAUAAACACUGUGUAAUUAGAUUAUUCAAUCUCAGAAAAACACUGUAAUUAGAUGAUACAAUCUAAGAUAAACACUGUGUAAUUAGAUGAUACAACCUCAGAUAAACACUGUGUAAUUAGAUGAUACAAUCUCAGAUAAACACUAUGUAAUUAGAUGAUACACUCUCAGAUUAACACUGUUUAAUUAGAUGACACACUCCUAGAUAAACACUGUGUAAUUAGAUUAUACACUUAAGCAGUAAGGCCCGAGGAGGUGUGGUAUAUUUACAUUUACAUUACAUUUUAGUCAUUUAGCAGACGCUCUUAUCCAGAGCGACUUACAGUUAGUGAAUGCAUACAUUAUUUUUUUUCCUACCCCCUGUGGGAAUCGAACCCACAACCCUGGCGUUGCAAACGCCAUGGGACAAAUACCACGGCUCAGGGCUGUUCUUAGGCACGACGCAACCCCCGAGGUGCUUUAUUGCUAUUAUAAACUGGUUACCAAUAUAAUUAGAGCAGUAAAAAUAAAUGUUUUGUCAUACCCGUGGUAUAAGGUCUGAUAUACCACGACUGUCAGCCAAUCAGCAUUCAGGGCUCGAACCAGCCAGUUUAUUAUCUCAGAUAUACACUGUGUAAUUAGAUGUGUACACAAUUAGAAAAAAGGGUUCCAAAAGGGUUCUUCGGCUGUCCCUGUAGGAGAACUCUUUUUAGUUCCAGGUAGAACCAUUUUUGGUUCCACAUAGAACCCUUUUGGGUUCCAUGUCGAAUCCUCUGUGGAAAGGGUUCUACAUGGAACCCAACAGGAUUCUUCAAAGGGUUCUCCUAUGUGGUCAGCCGAAGAACCCUUUAAGGUUCUAGAUAACACCUUUUUUGCUAAGAGUGUAGCUUUAGAUAAGCUAAGCUUGGAUUUGGAUGACAGUACAGUUUCCCAUUCUCUUCUCCAGGGAAGGUCUACUACCUCCAGCACCCCCACAAGCUCAACCUCACUGAGGCCCAGCAGGCGUGCUUCGACGACGGGGCCCAGAUAGCCAAGGUGGGCCAGCUCUACGCCGCCUGGAGGUUCAUGGGCCUGGACCGCUGUGAUGCCGGAUGGCUCGCCGACGGGAGCCUGCGCUACCCCAUCACCAACCCCAGCCGCAACUGUGGCCCCCUGGAACCAGGGGUGCGCAGCUUUGGGUUCCCCCCUCCAUACCAGAAGCAUGGGGUGUACUGCUACAGUGCAGGCAUGCCGUAA